AUGGCUGGAGGAAAAGAGACGGGAGGAGCUCCACUCAAAAGGGUGGAAUCAUUGCAAAAAGAGAUUGGGCACUUGUAUGAUCGAAUGGAGACACAAGGGCAUAAAAUACAAAACCAGGCGUACUCCUUGGCGUCGAUGCAGAUUAAGAUGGAUCAGAAGUUUGAAGAGAUUUUGAGUGCUAUCAUCAAAGGAAAGAAAACGGGAGAAGAUUUGGUUGCGGAUGAGCCUGUUUUUUCCGUGUUGGAGACAUCGAAAGGACCUUCAAAGGAGUACAUCGGGGGUUCACGACAGGGCACCAUGGGCGGAUCCGGUGGAAACGGGGACGGAGGCGGACGAACUGCGGGAGGCGAGUACCGUGGGGUGACGAAUUGGCGAUUUCGAAAACUGGAUAUGCCAUUGUUUGAUGGUGAGAACCCGGAUGGAUGGAAUUUACGAGCAGAACGUUACUUCAACUUUUACAAACUCUCUGAAGCUGAUAAGCUGGUAGCGGCAGUGGUAGCCCUCGAAGGUGAUGCCUUACUGUGGUUUCAAUGGGAGCACAAAUGUCGUCCCGUCACACGCUGGCAAGAGAUGAAAUCUAUCCUCCUACGCCAGUUUCGUCCGACAAAUGCAGGAAUGUUGCAUCAGCAAUGGCUUGCCCUAACUCAAACUGGGUCAGUUUUAGAUUAUCAACGCUCUUUUAUCGAACUACUUGCCCCAUUAAACAACAUACCCGAUGACAUUAGUUUGGGCCAAUUCAUUAAUGGGUUACAAGAUGAAAUUAAGUCUGAGGUCCAGCUCUUGAUCCCAUUAUCGGUGGAACACACAAUGUCCCUGGCCAUCAAAGUUGAACGAAAGCUCCAAACUCAGCAACAUCGGGAACCCAUCAACCCCAAUCCCAACCAUCGAAACACAGUACCAUCUCUGUCCACGGCAACAGAAUAUAAGGCCACCAACAAACUUGGGGGGAAGUGA
Messenger RNA from Lactuca virosa, 954 nucleotides. The record is from the annotation of a GenBank genome assembly. Lineage: Eukaryota; Viridiplantae; Streptophyta; Magnoliopsida; Asterales; Asteraceae.